Messenger RNA from Wickerhamiella sorbophila, 2823 nucleotides. RefSeq names its product C-1-tetrahydrofolate synthase, mitochondrial. The transcript has a single exon. Lineage: Eukaryota; Fungi; Ascomycota; Dipodascomycetes; Dipodascales; Trichomonascaceae. Gene Ontology annotation, molecular function: methenyltetrahydrofolate cyclohydrolase activity; methylenetetrahydrofolate dehydrogenase (NADP+) activity; ATP binding. The record is from RefSeq and is a predicted model, not a curated record. Gene Ontology annotation, biological process: tetrahydrofolate interconversion. The coding region runs from base 1 to 2823 and encodes 940 amino acids. Gene Ontology annotation, cellular component: cytosol.
AUGCAGCCGUUACGGCGGGCCUGGAUUAGAGAAAUCCACCUACUCAAUGGCAAGGCUAUCGCCCAGCAGGUGCGCGAGGAUGCCAAAAACAAGAUCGUGAAUAUUCGCUCAACGCUUUUCCCCGAUUUCAGACCCAGUUUGACUAUUGUUCAGGUCGGCGAGCGCCCGGACUCGACCACCUACGUUAAUGCAAAGCUCAAGGCUGCUCGGGACUCGGGCAUUGAUUGCAAAGUGAUCAAGCUUCCUGAGGACACCAAGGAGCGUCAGCUGGUUGCUGAGAUCGAGCGUCUCAACGACGACAUCAAGGUGCACGGUGUGCUGGUGCAAAUGCCUCUGCCAAAGCACAUCAACGAAGAGCGGAUCACCAAUCUGGUGGCUGCGUCCAAGGACGUCGAUGGGUUCUCUGCCGUCAACAUGGGCGAGCUGGCAAAACGCUCGGGCUCUCCUCGUUUUGUUCCCUGCACUCCUGCUGGUGUCAUGAAGCUCUUGAAAGAAACCAAGAUGGACCUCCGCGGAAAGAAGGCUGUCGUCGUUGGCCGCUCAGACAUCGUGGGUACCCCUGUGUCGUCUCUUCUCCGACACGCCGAUGCCACGGUCACAGUGUGCCAUCGUCACACCCUUGGUCUCGCAGAUUACAUCCGUGAGGCCGACAUCGUUGUAGCAGCACUGGGCCGUGCAAACUACAUCAAGGGCGACUGGAUCAAGCCUGGUGCUGUUGUCAUUGACGUUGGCAUCAACGUGAUUCCCGACGAGAGCAAGAAGAGCGGUCACCGUCUUGUUGGCGAUGUCGAUCCGUCAGCUGCUGAAAAGGCCUCGUAUCUGACCCCAGUGCCGGGUGGUGUAGGUCCUAUGACUGUGGCCAUGCUAAUGGAAAACGUCGUGAAGGCUGCAAAAUAUUAUUAUGAGAACCGCUCAAAGACCGAAGUCAAUCUCAUCACAAUCAAGCCCCAGACCCCGGUUCCUAGCGAUAUCGAAAUUUCUCGCUCCGUCGAGCCCAAGCUGAUCACAGAGAUCGCUAGCGAUCUUGAUCUGAGCCAGAGUGACUUUGAGCCCUAUGGCCGCUAUAAAGGCAAGAUCGACCUCUCCGUUCUGGACAGACUGAAAGAUCGCAAGAACGGUCGAUACAUUUUGGUUGCCGGAAUUACCCCUACGCCAUUGGGUGAAGGCAAGUCUACAACAACCAUGGGUUUGACCCAAGCUCUAGGUAACCUUGGCAAGCUGUCAAUUGCCAAUCUUCGGCAGCCUUCUAUGGGUCCUACUUUUGGUAUUAAAGGUGGUGCCGCCGGUGGUGGUUACGCUCAAGUUAUCCCCAUGGACGAGUUCAACCUUCACAUCACCGGUGACAUUCAUGCAGUUACUGCAGCCAAUAACUUGCUUGCUGCGGCUAUUGACACGCGUAUUUUCCACGAACAGACCCAGACCGAUAAGGGUUUACUCAGGCGUCUGAUCCCUGGCGGAAAACUGAACAGUGUUAUGCAACACCGCUGGAAAAAGCUUGGUCUACCGGAUUGUGCACCCGAGGAAUUGAUUCCUGAACAGGUUAGAAAACUGGUCAGGUUGGACUUUGACCAUGAUACCAUCACCUGGAAGCGUGUGGUAGACUGCAAUGACCGUCACCUUCGUGGUAUUACCAUUGGUGAGGCCCCCACUGAGAAGGGUCUGACCCGGGAAACAGGAUUCGACAUUUCUGUCGCUUCAGAGUGUAUGGCUAUUUUGGCACUCAGCGACUCUCUUGAGGACAUGCGUGAGCGUCUUGGCCGUAUAACUGUGGGCUCAUCGAAGGAUGGAGAACCCAUCACUGCUGAGGAUAUCGGCGCUGCCGGUGCCAUGUGUGCUCUCAUGAAGGAUGCGAUUAAACCCAAUCUUAUGCAGAGUCUCGAGGGUACGCCGGUUUUGGUGCACGCUGGUCCAUUUGCCAAUAUUUCUAUUGGUGCCAGUAGUGUACUGGCAGAUAAGGUUGCCCUGAAACUUGCUGGCACUGAUGCUUUGCGUCCAGAGCCGGGCUAUGUUAUCACUGAGGCUGGUUUUGAUUUCACAAUGGGUGGUGAACGCUUUUUCGACAUCAAGUGCCGAUCCUCUGGUUUGGUGCCUGACUGCGUUGUCAUUGUUGCUACCGUUCGUGCCCUGAAGUUGCACGGUGGUGGUCCUGAGGUCAAGCCUGGUGCUCCUCUUCCCAAGGCCUACACAGAGGAGGAUACUGAGCUUGUUGCCAAGGGAUGUGCUAACCUCGCAAAGCAAAUUGCCAACGCUUCGUCGUUUGGCCGUCCUGUUGUCGUUGCCAUUAACCACUUCAUCCACGAUACUGACGCCGAACACCAAGUUAUCCGCAAGGCUGCUAUUGCCGCAGGUGCCGCUGACGCUGUGGUGUCUAAACACUGGGAGAAGGGCGGUGCUGGAGCAAUCGAUCUCGCUAAAGCAGUGAUGCAUGUCACAUCUACUAUUCACGACGAGGUCAAGUUUGUGUACAAUCUGAACACGACUGCUGAAGAGAAGCUGAACGCAAUUGCCCGCAAGAUGUACGGCGCCAAGGGUGUUGAGCUCAGUGAUCUGGCCAAGAAAAAGCUCGCCGAGUACGAGGCCCAGGGCUUUGGCAAUCUUCCUGUGUGCAUUGCUAAGACCCAGUACUCUUUGUCUCAUGACCCCAAACUCCGUGGUGUGCCCACCGAUUUUGUUGUUCCUAUUCGUGAUAUCAAGGUGUCUUCGGGUGCCGGCUAUCUCUAUGCUUUGGCAGCCGAAAUCAUGACUAUUCCUGGUCUCCCUACGUUGCCUGGCUACAUGAACAUUGAGGUAUCCCCCGACGGCCAAAUUGAUGGCAUGUUCUAA